Exserohilum turcica Et28A is the source of this 702-nucleotide messenger RNA. RefSeq lists its product as uncharacterized. NCBI's taxonomy places the organism in Eukaryota, Fungi, Ascomycota, Dothideomycetes, Pleosporales, Pleosporaceae. The transcript has a single exon. The record is from RefSeq and is a predicted model, not a curated record. The coding region runs from base 1 to 702 and encodes 233 amino acids.
AUGGCAGACGGACACGGCCAGGGUCUAAAGCGGCCGGGGCCGACGGCAGACGGUGGCCAGCUGCCCGAGCAGGCAAACAAAAAAAUCAGACACGCUGGCGACAGCUCGCUGGCGACGCACGAAGCCCCUCGCGCCCUGGAGAUUCCGCAGGCCAUUGCCAUUGCCCGGGACAUGGGCGAGCGGCCAUUCGACGUGGGCGUGGCGCUGGGGACGAUGCUGUCGUACAUUUUCCCGCUCGUGGCGACGCAUCUGGAGCACGCGGCCGACUUUCAGAACAGCGUUCCAGAAGCGCUGGUGUGGGCCACGGGCUUUGUCGAGGCGGUUGAUGGCUACACUGCGUACCUGCGCCGGACUGACGUGUGCGCUGACGAGUCGCCCAGCAACGUAGCGAUUGACUGCCAAGGGCGGCCGUCGCUGCGAAAGUACAUGGAGCGCUACGCCCACGUGGUCGCAACGGCCUACAAGGACUGCGUCCGCCGUCAGCUGUGCCAAGUGUUCCAGUCGUGGAGCCGGGCGCAGACGCAGCUCUUCAACAAGGGCGUCGACAAGGCCGUGUCGGGCGCGCAGUGGGUCGUGUAUCCACGGGCCAAUGUGGUGCUGCAGGCGGGCGACAACGACUGGGCCAUCUGGCUGCGGGGGCUGUGCGAAGAGCUGGGCAUCAUGGAGGCGCGGGCGGGCAGGCGGGUGCGCGAAGACAUGUAA